This is a messenger RNA of Colletotrichum acutatum, 1416 nucleotides long. RefSeq names its product putative methyltransferase-domain-containing protein. The record is from RefSeq and is a predicted model, not a curated record. The transcript is spliced from 2 exons. NCBI's taxonomy places the organism in Eukaryota, Fungi, Ascomycota, Sordariomycetes, Glomerellales, Glomerellaceae. Gene Ontology annotation, cellular component: cytoplasm; nucleus. The coding region runs from base 1 to 1416 and encodes 471 amino acids.
AUGCCAUCACACUCUGGAGCGGAAGGAGGUGUCCGGUGCAGAGCUAGCGACCCGCUUUAUUCACGAAAAGAGAGCUCCUACUGGUCAGAAGAAGUCAGACUCAAUCUUCACACCAACGUUUCAAUGCAUUACAUACGGCUUUUCCGUGCUCCGACGCUCACCCACGAAGACAACAGGAAACACCCUUGGUCCCUCAACGUCGUCUUCACAAUCACAACUGACCUCGGCGACUCCUUCCUCACACCAGAAGACAAUGACGCCGUCAGGAUCAAAGUCUCCGCCGGAUGGGAGCAGCAUAAUCGGAAGCAAAAAAAGAAUGAGGAUUUGUCAAAGAAGCAGAAGAGCGAAAACAUGACGCUGGCUGCCGAAAAGGUCCUGCGCUGGACCCCCGGCAUGCGCGUCCUCAAAGCCGACAUCCCCGCCCAACACCUCCCCGGGCGGGGCGCCCUUCCCAACGCCAACAAUGUCGGCCCGCUGAGAGUACGCAUAUGCGCCGAGGGCGAUAAGUCAGCCGACACGGCGACGAGCGUCAGUUUCGCGGGGUUGGAGGGCGAGUGCGGCAAGAUCCUACCCCUCUGGGCAGAUGUGCAGACGCCAGGCGCCGAGGCGCCAACAACCUGCGUCCGGAGACUUUGCCAUGGAGAUCGCUCCUCGGAGCCGGUCUUUGAGAUUGAGGAGGAUAUCGGGGAGAGCAUCGCGCGGCAUAUCUGGGAUGCCGGGUUGAUGGCCGUGUCUGGGCUGUGGCAGGUGAACACGCGGGAGAGCUUCGCUGCGGAGAAGCACCCGUGGCGCAUGAAGACGUUCCACAGCCUCCUCUUCGAAAACGGACCGGUGAAUAUCCUCGAGCUUGGCUGUGGUGUCGGCAUCUUGGGAAACGGGCUGGCGCAGCUCUUAUCGGAUGCGGACCCGAAGGGCGAGGGUGCGAUCCUCAUGACGGAUUUACCGGAAGCCGAGCACCGCGCUUGCGCGAAUAUCGACAGGCUCGUGAUGAACGGGGCGGCGAGUAUUCACCCGCGGUAUGAGAACCUCGACUGGGACGACGGCCGGACGGGGGUGUUUGGGCCGCUGGUCAAGGCCAAGACGUGGGACGUUGUCGUCAUGAGCGAUUGCACGUACAAUGUGGACUCGUUGCCUUCUCUGGUGAAUACCUGGACGGCGGUCCACGUGCACAACAUCUCGAAGAGGUCGAACGAGAGUGUGCAGACGUGGGUGUACAUUGCGUGGAAGAAGCGGCAUCCGGACGAGAAUGAGUUCUGGAACCAGGUCGACAACCAGGGGUGGGCUCUACAUGAAGAAGAUGUUGUUGAAUUGCCGGUGCUCGGCGGCGAGACGGAGAGGAUCUUUACGUAUCUCUUCAGCAUGAAGUCUACAAAGUUUGAGCUGGACGAGGAGAAGGGAGUCUGGAAGUGCUCAUAG